This is a messenger RNA of Scophthalmus maximus (turbot), 3381 nucleotides long. It is a transcript of the gene parapinopsina, whose product is annotated as parapinopsin a. Gene Ontology annotation, cellular component: membrane; photoreceptor outer segment. The transcript has 5 exons. Gene Ontology annotation, biological process: G protein-coupled receptor signaling pathway; visual perception. NCBI's taxonomy places the organism in Eukaryota, Metazoa, Chordata, Actinopteri, Pleuronectiformes, Scophthalmidae. The record is from RefSeq and is a predicted model, not a curated record. Gene Ontology annotation, molecular function: G protein-coupled receptor activity. The coding region runs from base 1107 to 2150 and encodes 347 amino acids.
UGUACAUGAAAUUUGGGGGGUGAAUACAAUUAGAUGCAAGGAAUGAAAGUGAUCCUCUUCCUCCUGGAGAGAAAGAGGAUCACCACCAGGUAUGAAAAAAAACAACAACAACUUGUAACCCCCUCCCCUCCUUUCAGCUCCUUUUCCUGUAUAUUUGUACUGAUUUUGCACCUAUUUGUGGAAAUAUUUAUCUCUUUUUGAUUGUCUUUAAACCCAGGGAGGCCCCUUUGCUGAACCUAUAGGGCCUCAGGUUAUUAAUACAAUUCAGUGACAAUUUGUUCAUUCAACAAUACCAAAAAUGGAUUCCACUUUCCAAUCCUUUAUUUUAAAAAAAGGUUUAGAAGACCCACCCUAAUGACUUCAACAAUGUUAAUCAAUUAUUUCACCUCUGACCUCUUUAGAAAGCAGGGACAUAGAUGGAGAUGGACAGGCCUCUGCUUUUGUUUGCAGGCAUCAGCAGUCCACAUCCCUCCUCCUAAGUUUCAAAACCAGUUCACAAUUUCCCCAUUUUGUUUGUUUGGCUGACGUAUAUGCCUGUGGAAGCCAUUUGUAAAACCUCAAUCUGCAGGCUAAUGCAGCUUAUACAAAAAAUGUAAACUUACACUACAUGUGCGAGUUUAUACUCCUGUGCCUUUAACUAGCACACAUGCAUCUAACUCUGAUCCUUACACCCAUAUUGUGGCCCUGAGUCCCUGCUUCAUUACUUAGGGACAGCUCUAAACCCAGCAAUCAUGGAAAGUGCAGUCUUACAGGAUAUUAGAUAGAAUUAUCACGUUCACAAUCCGGAUCUUGAGAUUUGGUUUUGGAGAAUUAAGUGUAAUGAUCUAGAGCCUCUCACCGAGCUAUCUUAUUAAGUGAGAUCCAUCUGCAGCUCUUCUUUCAUGCUGCACCCGGGACAGAAACACGCCGCGUCUUUAGAGAGGCACCUGCCUUUCGUAACUUUUGUUAUGUUUUAUAUUUUGUGAAGCCGUUGCUUUGACCUUUGUACAUUUUUUGGGCUUGAAUUGGAGUGUUGAUGGACAGUUGACACUUUUAUUUCUCAACCAGGAGGCAGUUUGUGGCAUCAACAAGCAGUCCCACUGCUAUCCACUUCUACCUCGAGUGAAAUGGAGACUGUUGCCCUCCAAGGAAACUCCUCAGCGUCUCACGGCUCAGUCGACGAAGAGCUCCUCUCUCAGACUGGCUUUACAACACUGGCCGCUAUCAUGGGUGUGUUUUCUGUAGCGGGGAUCAUUCUCAACGUCCUUGUGAUCGUGGUGACAGUGAGUCACAGAAAGCUGAGGCAGCCUCUCAGCUAUGCCCUGGUCAACCUGGCCAUAUGUGACCUGGGCUGUGCCGUGUUUGGAGGUCUGCCCACCACAGUAACCAGCGCCAUGGGAUACUUUAGCCUGGGACGUGUGGGCUGUGUGUUGGAAGGCUUCGCUGUCGCCUUUUUUGGUAUAGCAAGUCUCUGUACAAUAGGAGUCAUUUCUGUUGAACGCUACAUAGUGGUGUGUUAUCCCAUGGGCGCCGUGCUGUUCCAGACCAGACAUGCAGUCGGCGGGGUGGUGCUGUCCUGGGUGUGGUCGUUUGUGUGGAACACUCCGCCUCUGUUUGGUUGGGGGAGUUAUGAGCUGGAGGGAGUGAAGACCUCCUGCGCCCCCAACUGGUACAGUCGGGAUGUUGGCAACAUGUCCUACAUCAUCAUAUACUUCUCUCUUUGCUUUGCCGUGCCCUUCUCCAUCAUCACAGUGUCCUACUCGCGGCUCUUGUGGACCCUACGUCAGGUGACCAAGCUGCAGGUAUCUGAGGUGGGAAUCACAAACCGUGUAGAGGUGCAGGUGGCACGUAUGGUAGUGGUCAUGGUGUUGGCCUUCCUAGUCACCUGGCUGCCAUAUGCUGCCAUGGCCUUGGCUGUCAUCCUAGACUCCAGUCUAUAUAUUGAUCCUGUUAUGGCCACCAUACCUGUUUAUUUGGCUAAAAGCAGCACCGUCUACAACCCCAUCAUUUAUGUUUUCAUGAACAGACAGUUCCGAGAAUACGCCGUGCCCACCAUCCUGUGCGGAUGGAACCCGUGGGCCUCAGACCCACAAACGUCUGAGGUUGAGAGCACUGUUGCAAGUCUCAACAAGAGUCAAAAAGUCUCGCCUAAACAAUCUUUGAAAGAAUAAACGUGUGUAGGUAUCCCCGUGGUGUCCUUCGUCUGCACCAGAUCAUCUGAACUCAACCGACGCCCUGCUCCCUUGACUGCAAGUAAAGAUUUAUUUUACAACUUGAAAAUAUCAAUUCGACUGAUAUGGAUGCCAGAUGCCAGGAAAGUUGGAUGCUGCAAAUUCUGUUUAAUCCCAUGUUAAACAAAAAAUAAAUUAAUGAUAAUAAUAAUAAAAAAUGGAAGAUGGAAAUAAUCACCACGAGACUCCCUGUCUCUCUGAAAGUUGUCAAAACUUUUCAUGUACUCAGACAAUAACCCUCGUCCUCUGUCAUGGAUGUUGUUGAUGAAUAAUUCUUUCUGAUGUCACUUUGAGGAUUAUAAUAAUGUGCCAAAUUCACUGGAUAUCAUGAUUCAAACUGUAGGGAUUAAAAACAUAGAUUUACAACAACCUUUUGCUAUGUUAAUUCAAAACUCAUGAGACAACACUUAUAUAUUGCUGAAAUUUAUGAUAUGCAUGAACAUAUUUACUCUGUAUAUGUACACCUUUUAAACUUCUCUAUAGUGCGAGCAAAGAAAUCUUCCUUCGAAUUUCCAUCCUUUUAGUCAGUGGCAGGAUUAACUGCGGGUUAGGAGGCUUACAUUCAAUAGUGUAAAUUUAAGAGAAAACACAUUCUCAAUUCAUUUACAUAGUCGACAUUAAAAAUCUGCAAUUGCAGAGGCAUCAUCUGAAGUGAAUAUUUGUUUGUGUCGCUACACAUGUGAAGUUGUAAUCUGUCUUACUUCCAAAAGAUUUUCAAAAGAUUUGACAAGAAAAAAAAGUACUUACAGUAUUUUUUUUAUUAGGUGUACACAUCCCCUUUACUUCUUAAGGUCUGUGCUCAAACAUGGUAAACACCCACCACACACAAUCAGACCAUUGUCACCUUUGUAUGACCGUUAUGGCUUUCAUUGAUAAAAAUCUAAAUUAUCAGUGUGUUAUACUCCUUUGCAAUGUGAUACUUCACUCCAGCCUUUUGGAUCUAGCAUGUUAAACAGCAAAAAAAAACAAAAACAAAAAACCUGUCAUCAUUUUAGUCAAGUCUCACAGUUUGAUCAUUCACAGUCAUUUCCCCCUCUCUAAAUACACACGAAUGUAAUCAUACGCAUCCUAUCACCUUGGCUUUUUUAUUGAUUACAGAAAUAUUGCUAUGACUUUCAUCAAGGAAAAGAAAGGGGAAAAAAAGCCAGAAUGUGAAUAGCUGUAUCAAACC